This is a messenger RNA of Euleptes europaea (tarantolino), 1179 nucleotides long. Its product is annotated as zinc finger protein 501-like. Lineage: Eukaryota; Metazoa; Chordata; Lepidosauria; Squamata; Sphaerodactylidae. The transcript is spliced from 3 exons. The record is from RefSeq and is a predicted model, not a curated record. Gene Ontology annotation, molecular function: DNA-binding transcription factor activity; RNA polymerase II cis-regulatory region sequence-specific DNA binding. Gene Ontology annotation, biological process: regulation of transcription by RNA polymerase II. The coding region runs from base 1 to 1179 and encodes 392 amino acids.
AUGUAUGCAGAUUGGAAGCAGAACUUUCACUAUUAUGAUGCACUGAGGAAGGAGGAGAGAAAGCACCAACAUACAGGGAGGAAAAAUUCUGGUCUUUUACAAGGUGAUGACAUUUAUGACAUUCCACUACUCCAAACAUUAUAUGAAGAAAACAAUGGGAAUGAGUUCCCUGCAAGUGGGGGAAAUUUUCCUGAAAAAUCUUACAUUUGUAUACAAUGGAAUGCUCGUAUCAGGAAGAAAAUAUUUAAAUGCCUGGAGUGUGGAAAAAUCUUUGGGCGGAAGGAUAAACUAACUUCUCAUCAAAGAACUCACACUGGGGAGAAACCAUAUAAAUGCCCGGAAUGUGGAAAAACCUUCAGUCAGAGUGCACAUCUUACUUGCCAUCAAAGAAUUCACACAGGAGAGAAAAAAUAUAAAUGUCUGGAAUGUGGGAAAAGCUUCACUCAAAGUGGAAACCUUGCUUCACAUCAAAGUAUUCACACAGGGGAGAAAAAAUAUAAAUGCCUGGAGUGUGGAAAAAGCUUCAAACAUUCUGGAAGCCUUACUACCCAUCAAAAAAUUCACACAGGAAAGAAACCAUAUAAAUGUGUACAAUGUGGGAAAAGCUUUGGACGGAAGUACAUCUUAACUUUUCAUCAAAGAAUUCACACAGGGGAGAAACCACAUAAGUGCCUGAAGUGUGGGAAAAGCUUUGGGCGGAAGGAUGAACUAGCUUCCCAUCAAAGAAUUCACACAGGAGAGAAACCAUACAAAUGCCUGGAGUGUGGAAAAAACUUCAGUCAUAGUGGAAAUCUUACUUCCCAUCAAAGAAUUCACACAGGGGAGAAAAUAUAUAGAUGUCUUGAGUGCGGAAAAAGCUUCCAUCGAAGGGCAAACCUCACUUCCCAUCAAAGAAUUCACACAGGGGAAAAACCAUAUGAAUGCAUGAAGUGUGGGAAAAGCUUUGGGCGAAAAGAUAACCUAAUUUCCCAUCAAAGAACCCACACAGGAGAAAAAACAUAUAAAUGUGUGGAAUGUGGAAAAAGUGUUGGGAAGAAAGAUGCUUUAACUUUCUAUCAAAGAAUUCACGCAGCAGGAGGUGUGUGGGAGUCCGCAGAUGAAACAAAAGAGCAACCAUUGAUGGAAAAAGAAGAUACAUAUCCAGGUGGGAAAGUGAAUGUUGAAUAUUGUGAUGAAUGA